Molecule: messenger RNA, 450 nt
Organism: Polypterus senegalus (gray bichir)
Lineage: Eukaryota; Metazoa; Chordata; Cladistia; Polypteriformes; Polypteridae
Product: calmodulin-like
Exons: 1
Coding region: 1-450 (149 amino acids)
Molecular function (GO): enzyme regulator activity; calcium ion binding
Source: RefSeq, a predicted model, not a curated record
AUGGCUGACCAGCUGCCCCCUGAGCAAAUAGCUGAAUUCCGAGAAGCCUUUGCUUUAUUCGACAAGGAUGGCGAUGGUACCAUUACUUCUAAAGAGCUGGGGACAGUCAUGAGAGCCUUGGGCCAAAACCCAUCAGAGGCAGAGCUACAGGACAUGAUCAAUGAAGUGGACGCAGAUAGCAAUGGCAUUGUAGAUUUCACCGAAUUCCUGACCUUGAUGGUCAAGAGGAUUAAGGACAUGGACAGUGAAGAAGAAAUCCGCGAGGCCUUCAAGGUUUUCGAUAAGGAUGGCAAUGGAUCCAUCAGUGCUGAGGAACUUCACCUGGUUAUGAAAAACCUUGGGGAGGAUCUAACAGAUGAAGAAAUAUACGAAAUGAUCAGAGAAGCUGACAUUGAUGGUGACGGCCAAAUCAAUUACGAAGAGUUUGUUCAGAUGAUGACUGCAAAGUGA